AUGCCACGCAUCCGAACCGCCCUGAUCGGCCUCUCUUCAUCCGCCAAAACUUCCUGGGCCGAACAUGGCCACCUGCCCUACCUUCUCUCGCCACGCGGCCAAUCCCACUAUGAGAUCGUCGCCCUGCUCAAUUCCACUGCAGCUUCAGCACAAGCAGCAAAACACGAAUUCGGUCUGCCCGCAACAGUCAAGGCCUACGGCGAUGCCGCAUCUCUAGCUGCAGACCCGGACAUCGAUCUAGUGGUGUGCUGCACGCGAGUCGAUAUACACUACGACAAUACUGAGCCAUCUCUGAAAGCAGGGAAAGCAGUUUAUAUUGAGUGGCCCAUCGCAGAGAACUUUGCGCGGGCAGCCGCCCUAAUGGAGGGAAAGCAGUGGAGAAAUAGCAUCGCUGGCCUGCAGGGCCGGCUCUCGCCUGUUGCGUUCAGGGUCAAGACGCUUCUUCAGUCCGGGGAGAUCGGGAAGAUAUUGAGCAGCGAUAUUCACGCGUUUGCGGAUCUACUCAAACGCGAUUCUCUGCCGGAGGGACUCGCAUACUUUGCUCGAAGAGAGGUCGGAGGUAACCCCGUUACCAUUGCCUAUGCGCACAUGAUUGACUAUGUGCACACGGUGCUGGGAGAAUUUGAGGCCUUCGACAGCAGAAUGCAGAUCCAGCGGCCUGCCCUGAGACUUCUUGGAAAAGAAAAAGACGGUUUGCCAUCCCAGGUCGUGUCUGAUGUCCCCGAUCUCGUGGUCGUCCAUGGACGUCUGGCGCCCGGAAUCCAGGAUCUUGCCGAAAAUGCGACUCUAUCGGUGACAUUCCGCACUGGGCAGCCAUUCAAGGACAGUCCAGCGUUCGUGUGGACGAUUAAUGGUGAAACAGGGGAAAUUCGAAUCACGAGUCCCUCGUGGUCAUACUUACAAUCGGAUGCCUAUGUGGACCCGAUUCGGAUCGAGCUGCAUCGCUAUGGGGAGGAUGCCGUGGAGAAUAUCCAUUGGGACUGGGAGGAGUGGCAGAAGGAGGAACUGCCGAAACGGGCGAGGUUGGUUGGCGCUGUGUAUGAGAGGUAUGCGGCGUGGGUGGAGGGUGGGAGAGUGUCCCCGGUUUCUGACGAUGCAUACUGGCCGCGCAUUCAUGAUGGGCUGCGCAGACAUGAGGAGAUUGAGACGCUGUUUGAGCAAUUUGAUGCUCAGCAGCUUGUCUAG
This is a messenger RNA of Penicillium alfredii, 1185 nucleotides long. Its product is annotated as Gfo/Idh/MocA family protein. The record is from RefSeq and is a predicted model, not a curated record. The coding region runs from base 1 to 1185 and encodes 394 amino acids. The transcript has a single exon. NCBI's taxonomy places the organism in Eukaryota, Fungi, Ascomycota, Eurotiomycetes, Eurotiales, Aspergillaceae. Gene Ontology annotation, molecular function: nucleotide binding.